Molecule: messenger RNA, 1717 nt
Organism: Penicilliopsis zonata CBS 506.65
Lineage: Eukaryota; Fungi; Ascomycota; Eurotiomycetes; Eurotiales; Aspergillaceae
Exons: 1
Coding region: 183-1643 (486 amino acids)
Cellular component (GO): cytoplasm
Source: RefSeq, a predicted model, not a curated record
ACGCGAUGGGGGCUGACGAGUACCAGGAGCGACACGCCAGUGCCAAGUGCCCCGCUAAUCAUGGUGUUUCUAAACUGUAAGACUGAAUAGAUAUUAAAUAAUAAUUAACUCUUCCCUCUUCUAAUUCUCUCUGUUUGUCCUUAUUCUAUCUCUGUGUUUAUUUGAUUGGAUUUACUGCUGUCAUGCUGACGAUCCUCUCCUCCUCGCAGUUGCGCACGCUGCUCCUCUCGCUGACCCGCGAGGAGAUUCUCUCUCUCCAACGGAACCUGGCUAACGCUCUCCACGAGUACUCGACGGGCACGCAGGAGGCAGGCUGUGCGGCGUCGUACCAGCCGCCGCGGACGGCCAUCACCCGGCAGGAUGGACGGACGACCCUCUUCAUGCCGGCGAGCACGGGGCAGACGGUCGGCAUCAAGAUGAUCUCGCUCAAGGAUCCGGCUGGGGGGGACAACCAGGCUGGCUGUGUGGUGGAUACACAUCUUUCGGUACAGGGGAGUUCCUCGCGAGGAAGUCGGUCGCCGCGUGGACAUAAUCCGCGAGACUCGAUGGCCUCUGUGGCCUCUGAUCUAAGCGAUCUCUCUAUUUCCUCUCAGGAGGACAACAAUUACAACAACAGCAGCAACUUGCUGGGUUCGAGCGUGGCGAGUAGCAGUGGUAAUUGGAGCAGUGGGGAAACCAGCGAGGCUUCGUCGUUGCCUGCGUCCGGCUGCGUCAACCGACAGUCGGUCUCGUCGACGCUCGGGGCGUGGCCGGGAGCAGGCACGCGGGAUACAAGCCCCCGGGGCAGCGUGACGCUGUUGGACGCGCAGAGCGAGCCGUUCGGCCUGAUCAGCGCGCAGGAGCUGACGGCGUUCCGGACGGCGUUGUCGGCGCUGAUGCUGUUCACGCCGCGGCGGCGGGUACGGACGCUGACGGUGUUCGGGGCCGGGCGGCAGGCGUACUGGCACAUCCGGCUGGCGCUGACGCUGCGGCGCGACGAGAUCAAGCGGGUGUACAUCCUCAACCGGUCGUUUGAGCGGGCGGCCGCCCUGCUGCGAGACAUCUACUCGGCGGAGAACAGCGGGUGGCGCGGCGGAGUCAAGUUCUCGGCGAUGAGCAGUGAUUUCGUCGAGUACACACGCCUUCGGCGCGAGGCCGUCCGCAAAGCAGACGUCAUCUUCUGCUGCACACCCGCCGUCGAGCCCCUGUUCCCUGCCGAACUGCUCACGGCGCGCGAGGGCCGCCAGAAGGGGCGUCUCGUCAGCGCCGUCGGCUCGUACAAGCCGCACAUGGCCGAGCUGCACCCGGAUAUCCUGCGCGACGAGGCGGACGGGGCCUCGGCCUCGCACCGCCAUUACCACAAACAUACGCCGCGCAGUGGCGUCGUCGUCGUCGACAGCCUCGAGGCGGCGCUGCAGGAGGCCGGCGAGAUCGUCCAGUCGGGCCUCCAGCCGCAGCAGCUCGUCGAGCUCGGUGAGCUCCUCAUGGUGAAACGCGCCACUGAGGGAGGAUCGGACGAGGAGAAAAGCCUGCACGACUGGGUCGAGCGUGGGAAUGUCGUCUACAAGAGCGUCGGCCUGGGGCUGAUGGAUUUGGUGACGGGGGGGGAUCUGAUCCGCCUGGCGAGAGAGAGAAAUAUCGGCACGACAGUGGAGGAUUUUUAGCUUCUGCUCUCUACUGUUGUUUUAUUUCUAUUGUGCCUUUGCUACCAUGUUUUCUUUCUUCUGUCUAUACCCGU